AGAUAGAAAAAUAAAGAGAGAGAGAGUGUGGAAGAGAGAGAGAAAGAGAGAGAGAAAGAGAGAGAGAAAAGGGAGUCUUCGAUGGAACAAAGUACAGUAGAACAAAUAACGAUAUCUUUGAUCCUGUGCCGAAAAGUUAGUUGGCGGGAUAUCAUCGUCAGGUGUCGUUAUCGUCGUCGUUCAUCCUUGAUCUCCCAAAGAGGAGUAAGAUAAACGAUAGUGAAAAGGAUUUCAAAGACAUCUUGUCAAAGAUGAGAAAACAGGCGACGAUAUCUUUAAGAGAAGGGAAGAAAGUAAGUACGGCGAUUCCAACAACCUGACGACUCUUGUAGCCAACCCUGACGACUAACCAGGACGAAGCCAAAGGCAGAGGCAGGCAGGUUAACGGAUCCGCAGGAGAAUAAGGAAGAAGUUGCGGAUGAACGAAAGAUGAACAAGAGCGAAGGUUAUCUGCUAGAGUGGGAAGAAGAGGCAGAAGCAGCAAGGGAACCUAGCGGCGAAUUAAAUCGAAGUUUUUACAACGCAAGUCGUGACGGUGGCGGUGGCAAUCGUAGUUACGAAGAUUUGUGGGAAUUGACGAGCGAUCGUGCCGGACUAGCCGUGUUAUUAUUUUUAUUUUCCGUGGCUACAGUAUUCGGUAACAGUCUAGUAAUCCUAGCAGUCUUCAGAGAAAGAUAUCUUCACACGGCGACGAAUUAUUUCGUAACGUCGUUGGCAUUUGCAGAUUGUUUGGUCGGGCUAGUAGUCAUGCCGUUCAGUGCGAUUUACGAAGUAUUAGAAAAUCGAUGGCUUUUUACGACCGAUUGGUGCGACGUAUGGCGUUCACUCGACGUAUUAUUUUCGACGGCCUCGAUCUUGAACCUAUGUGUUAUCAGUUUGGAUCGUUAUUGGGCCAUAACCGAUCCAUUUACCUACCCGAUGAGGAUGACUAGAAAACGUGCAGCGAUAUUGAUCGCUAUAGUUUGGAUUUGUUCUAGCGCGAUAUCAUUUCCAGCUAUAGCUUGGUGGAGAGCAGUAAGGACGGAAGAAGUACCGGAAGACAAGUGUCCGUUUACAGAAAAUCUCGGCUAUUUGAUAUUUUCGUCGACGAUUAGCUUUUAUUUACCGCUAUUCGUAAUGGUAUUUACCUAUUAUAGGAUUUAUCGAGCGGCGGUGAUACAAACGAGGAGUCUCAAAUUGGGAACGAAACAAGUUAUAAUGGCCUCCGGUGAGCUAGAACUUACUCUUAGGAUACAUCGUGGUGGUGGUGGUGCUAGUGGUGGUGGCGGAGGUGUUAAUACUAGUGGAGCCAGUACGAACGUAGAUCCAAGACAUCUAUUUCGUACGGCCUCGAGUACCCCGGAAGAUCUUCAAGAUCUCGAGGAACCUCUUACCGCACUUCACAACAAUGGAUUGACCAGAAUACCUUCAACUAGGAUCAACAAUAAACAACAUCUAGGAAAAAACUUUUCGUUGUCGCGCAAACUAGCAAAAUUUGCUAAAGAAAAGAAAGCCGCAAAAACACUUGGCAUUGUUAUGGGUGUCUUUAUCGUUUGCUGGUUACCCUUCUUUGUGGUGAAUCUAUGGUCGGGUUUUUGCGCCAGGUGUAUCUGGCAAGAGGAGAUUGUUUCUGCUGCUGUCACGUGGCUUGGUUGGAUCAACAGUGGCAUGAACCCAGUUAUAUACGCUUGCUGGAGCAGGGAUUUUCGGAGGGCAUUCGUAAGGAUAUUAUGCGUAUGUUGUCCAAAACGAAUGAGGAGAAGAUAUCAGCCAGCUUUUCGAUGUAAACCUAGUCAGUACGUUUCCGGAAUGGGAACUAGCGGACAAACGAGUAGCGUUAGUUAUAGCAGUGUCAGCCAAAGCAGCGAUGGGGGUAUCUGUGUGUCUGGAACUGGUCUACCUAGCUAUAAUACUGGGGGAAUGUGACGUCACCCAGGGGCCCGUUCAGGGCCACGUCGUGAAAGAGCCAUACGUUUCCGGGACGCGUGAUAUGAUAAUAAUAUACCAUCCGUAUGAGUAUUAACCAGUUAAAUGUGUGUUGACGAUUAUAUCCGUCAUGAAGAUGUGACAAAAUUUUAUGUCGUGACGAUUAUAUCCGUCAUUUCGUAAAAAGUAGCGACCAUGUGCUAUUUAUAUUGUAUUUUUUGUGAAAAAUGGAAAACAUAAUUCUCAAAUUUUAAGAUAAGAGUAAGAAGAGUUUCAAGAAUUUUAAAUUACUAUUUUUAUAUUUUUUUUUUGUUAUUUUUAAUUCAUUUUAUCCUUAAAAUGAAACAAUUUUAACCCCACGACUUGUCAUCGGUCGAUUUUUAACGACACACAGUGGUGCGCACUUUCAAAAUGCAGUUAACUGGUUAAAUACACAUUUUACACGUGCAUUUGUGUAUUAUAUGGGAAAUGCAUCAUUCCAAAGAAAAGAAAAAAGAAAAACAAAGAAAAGAAAAAAACAGAAAGAAAGGAUUUACGUAUGACAAGAUUGAAUACGGGAACAAGUGAUCUCAUUAAACACGUGUUUGUGUUAAAUUCAUAAAUUAUACAAUUAAUUUCAUUUAUUUGUAUCUCAAUAAAUAUACUCUAUGCAAAUUACCCCAUAGGUAGGUAGGUAGAUAGGUAGAUAGGUAGGUAGGUAGGUAGAUAUAAUUACCAUUAGUAUUAUAAAUUGAUAAUGUAAUAUAAUCAGUUUAUUUUUAUGCGAAACCUUUUUGAUACUUUUCAACUAAAAUACUUUUUUCCUUCAAUUUUUAUUUUUCUCCCCUUUUUAAGUAUUAUGUUUUAUUUUUAUGUUGUUAUAUUUACUUUUUUUUUCCUUAAGGCCGGCGAUACAUGUAAACGCCUAAAUUUUGAUCGUUUUUCAGAGGCUUAUUUAAAAUGGAAGGAAUAAAUGAAUCGUUUUGAAAUUCAGCAUGUUUAUUCAUUACAUAUUAAAAUAUAAGAAUCUGAUUUUUUUUCUUUUUUUUUUCAAAAUGGCCGCCGUAGUAACUAAUCUCCUGAGGCCCUCGCGGCGAAACGCAUCAAUCAUGGUGAUUUUUAGCUUUAGUUACAGCAAUCUAAAUUUGAAAAAAAGGGUCGGAACGUGUUCAUAAAACAUGUAUCUUCUAGUUGAACUAAGGAAAAACUAAAAAGUCAAAAAAUCGUAAAUUGGCACCACUCAGACAAAAAAGUCUGAUUUUUGCUUCUUUUUUUUAACGGUUUUUGUGUCAAAAAUGGCAAUUUUGGAAAAUUUUUGUGGCAUUUUUAAAGUUCAACUAGAAGCUAAUACUAUAAAGAAAAUGUGUGCUAAAUUUCAUAAGAAUCGGUUGAAACCUUUUUGAGUUAUCUUUCACCACAGUUUGAAAAAAGUCGUUUCGAGAAAAACGCGUUCAAAAUUUAGCGUUCGCGUCUAGCGCCGAGUUGAGGCGGAGCACUUAAAUGAAUUUUUAAUCG
Messenger RNA from Polistes dominula (European paper wasp), 3399 nucleotides. RefSeq names its product dopamine receptor 2 (gene Dop1R2). Gene Ontology annotation, cellular component: plasma membrane. Gene Ontology annotation, biological process: positive regulation of MAPK cascade; adenylate cyclase-activating adrenergic receptor signaling pathway. The record is from RefSeq and is a predicted model, not a curated record. Gene Ontology annotation, molecular function: G protein-coupled receptor activity. NCBI's taxonomy places the organism in Eukaryota, Metazoa, Arthropoda, Insecta, Hymenoptera, Vespidae.